Molecule: messenger RNA, 618 nt
Organism: Perognathus longimembris pacificus (Pacific pocket mouse)
Lineage: Eukaryota; Metazoa; Chordata; Mammalia; Rodentia; Heteromyidae
Gene: Tceal5
Product: transcription elongation factor A like 5
Exons: 1
Coding region: 1-618 (205 amino acids)
Source: RefSeq, a predicted model, not a curated record
AUGGAAAAGUUCUACAAAGAAAAAGAAGGAAAACCAGAAAACGAGGGAACUGCAGAGGAUGAAGGGAGUACAGAAGACGAAGGAAAUGCAGAUGAGGAAAGGUCUAAUACCAAGGGGAAGCCAGCAAGCCAGGGCCUGCAGGAGGGCGAGGGAGAGGCAGAGGAUGGAAGGCACCCCCAGAAUAAGGACAAGUCAGGAAAGCAGGGAAAGUCGUCGGAAGAUGAGGACCAGCCACCAGGUGAGGGCAAGCCACCAGGUGAGGGCAAGGCAGAGCCCCAGGCCAAGGCAGUCAGCGAGGCUCGCGCCGCCGAAAAGCGUCCGGCUGAAGAUUAUGUGCCCCGGAAAGCCAAGAGAAAAACGGAUCGCGGGACGGAUGACUCCCCCAAGGACUCUCGGGAGGACUUACAGGACAGGCAUCUGAGCAGUGAGGAGAUGAGAGAGUGUGCAGAUAUGUCCAGGGCUCAGGAAGAGCUAAGGAAAAAACAGAAAAUGGGAGGGUGUCACUGGAUGCAAAGAGAUGCACAAGAUGCAUUCUCCCCAAGGGGCCAGCGGGGUGUCAGGGGAGUGAGGGGCGGAGGAAGGGGCCAGAAGGAUUUAGAAGAUAUCCCGUUUGUUUAA